AUGCGAGCUUUCUACGCAACCGCGCUGCUGCUGCAGACCGCGCUUGCAGUCACCAUCAACGAGAUCACGGGCGAUCGGUACAUUUCCCCCUAUGCAGGAUCCCAGAUCACUGGUCUCAAGGGACUGGUAACUGCAAAAGGCUCCUCAGGGUUCUAUCUGCGCUCCACCAGCGCCGAUUCCGACGACCGCACCUCCAACUCGGUCUAUGUUUACGGUAGCAGCGCGACCGAACGCGUUGCCGUGGGCGAUAUCAUCACUCUGAGCGGUAAGGUCACAGAGUACCGGUCCUCGUCAAAGUAUGUCUACUCGACAGAGAUCGAGUCCGCAACCGAUAUCGAGGUGAUUUCAAGCGACAACACGGUGACCCCAAUCGUGAUUGGCAAGGGCGGUCUGAGCCCUCCCACCGAGCAAUUCACCUCGCUGGACAACGGCGAUGUGUUCAGUCUGCCGGGCAACAGCAACCAGCUCUCGAAUGCCAACCCCGUCUUGGAUCCGACCGCAUACGGCAUGGACUUCUGGCAGAGUCUCAGCGGAGAGUUGGCCACCUUGUCGGGCCUGACCGCGAUCAGCAAGGCCAACUCCUACGGCGACACCUGGGUUAUCGGUGACUGGACGGUGACUGGGAAGAAUGAGCGCGGAGGGCUGACGAUGACUGCCAAAGAUUCCAACCCCGAAGCCAUCCUGAUCGGUUCGCCGCUGGACGGAAGCGACAACCCGACCGACGUUAAGUUGGGGGAUACACUAGAAGACAUCACGGGCAUCAUCACUCAGGCUUACGGCUUUUAUUCUCUGCUGCCGUUGACUGCUCUGACUGUGUCAGAGCCGAGCGCGACCGAGGUAUCUAAGACUUCGUUGGUGUCCGACGGAACUUGCAAGGCUAUCACCGUUAGCGACUACAAUGUUGAUAACCUAAGUCCGGAUUCAUCGACGCUCACUGGAAUCGCUAAGCAUAUUGCAACUUACCUUCAGAGCCCAACAAUUGUUUUCCUCCAGGAAAUCCAAGACAAUGAUGGGUCAACCGAUGACGGCGUGGUAUCGGCGAACCUCACACUCUCGACGCUCGCCAGCUCGAUCGCAGAGCAAGGCGGAGUUCAGUACGAGUUCAUUGACAUCGAUCCGACCGACGACACCAACGGCGGCGAGCAUGGUGGUAACAUCCGCUGCGCCUACCUGUACAACCCGGAUGUUGUGCAUCGCAAACCACUGGUGGCUCAAUGGGAGACCGUAGAUGGGAAGAAUAGCUUCUACACCAUCAACGUACACAUGACCUCCAAGUACGGCAGCUCCUCUCUCGAGGGGGACCUUCGACCGCCUGUUAAUGGUUGGGUGGCUACGCGAACCUCGCAGGCUAAGGUGGUUGCGGCUUUCGUGACAUCUAUUUUCGCGGAGGUAGCCGACGCUAGAGUUAUUGCGGCGGGAGAUUGGAAUGAAUACUCUUUUGUGCAGCCGUUGGAAGUAUUUGCGUCAGAGUCGGGUCUGCAGGAGAUUGACGAAGCGGCCGGCGUCGCGGCGACAGAGCGUUACACCUAUUUGUAUAACCAGAACUGCGAGCAGCUGGAUCAUAUGUUCAUCAGCUCGGCACUGGCGACGGACGCGAAGGUGGAACAUGUCCAUGUGAACACUUGGGUGUCGACCGCGGACCAGAGAUCCGACCAUGACCCGACGGUUGCGCUGCUCAAUGUUUGUGAAUGA
Messenger RNA from Aspergillus homomorphus CBS 101889, 1692 nucleotides. RefSeq names its product endonuclease/exonuclease/phosphatase family protein. The transcript has 5 exons. Gene Ontology annotation, molecular function: catalytic activity. The coding region runs from base 1 to 1692 and encodes 563 amino acids. The record is from RefSeq and is a predicted model, not a curated record. Lineage: Eukaryota; Fungi; Ascomycota; Eurotiomycetes; Eurotiales; Aspergillaceae.